CAAACUCCUCCCACCGCUCUCCCCUCACCCCUUUUUAUAAAAACCCACCUCUCCCUUCCCCUCCUCCCAUCAUACAACAAACCCUCAGAAUUCCAACCUUCGAAGCUCACUGCAGCUCCGAAGAUCACUUGGUCUUCGAUCUGGAACAACCAGAGAUAUUUACUUUAAUUCAAGGAUUUGACAUCUACAGGCAUCAACGAUCAUGUCUUGCGUCGACCCCAAUUCAAAUUCGAAGCCUAUCGUAAUACGGGAAGUUUGGUCCGACAACCUCGAAGCCGAAUUCGAGUUGAUCCAGGAUGUAAUCGAUCAGUACCCCUUUAUCUCCAUGGAUACAGAAUUCCCCGGCAUCGUCUUCCGUCCCGCCGGCAGAAACGCGAAGUUUUACUACCGGAAGCCGUCUGACCAUUACCUCGUCCUAAAAGCCAACGUGGACAACUUGAAUCUCAUCCAGGUCGGCCUCACCUUCUCCGACGCCGACGGUAACCUUCCGGAUCUGGGCACCGGUAACCGGUACAUUUGGGAAUUCAACUUCCGCGACUUCGAUGUCUCCCGCGACGCGCACGCGCCGGAUUCGAUCGAACUGUUGAGCAAACAGGGGAUUGAUUUUGAGAAGAACAAGGAGAAGGGAAUCGAUUCGAGCCGAUUCGCCGAGUUGAUGAUGUCGUCGGGACUCGUCUGCAAUGAUUCGGUAAGUUGGGUGACGUUUCACAGCGCGUACGAUUUUGGGUACCUGGUGAAGAUCCUGACCAGCCGGAGCCUGCCGAAAGAGAUGGGAGAGUUUUUGGGUCUUUUGAGGGUAUUCUUCGGGAGCAGGGUGUACGACGUGAAACAUCUGAUGAAGUUUUGUCAGAGUUUGUACGGGGGGUUGGACCGGGUGGCUAAGACGCUUGCAGUGAACCGGGCGGUUGGGAAGUGCCAUCAGGCCGGUUCGGACAGUUUGUUGACAUGGCAUGCGUUCCAGAAGAUGAGAGAGAUGUACUUUGGGAAAGAUGGACCGGAGAAGCACGCCGGUGUCCUGUAUGGGUUGGAGUUAGAGGUGUUUUGAACCCCCCCCCCCCCCUUUUUAAUUUAUUAUUUUUAGUAUUUUUUGGGUAAUUUUGUGUAUAGCCCUUUCUAAAUUAAGCUAUAUGAAAUUCUUUCUAUUUCACUCUCAAAUUAUUA
Messenger RNA from Nelumbo nucifera (sacred lotus), 1161 nucleotides. RefSeq names its product putative CCR4-associated factor 1 homolog 9. Lineage: Eukaryota; Viridiplantae; Streptophyta; Magnoliopsida; Proteales; Nelumbonaceae. Gene Ontology annotation, cellular component: CCR4-NOT complex. The record is from RefSeq and is a predicted model, not a curated record. Gene Ontology annotation, molecular function: nucleic acid binding; poly(A)-specific ribonuclease activity.